Molecule: messenger RNA, 1863 nt
Organism: Acanthosepion pharaonis
Lineage: Eukaryota; Metazoa; Mollusca; Cephalopoda; Sepiida; Sepiidae
Source: the annotation of a GenBank genome assembly
AUGAAAUCCUGCCUUCCUUACUUCCUUGGUUCUUUGUUCUUUCUAUCUCUGCUUAUUCUAGCCUUCCACCCUACCGCCCUUCCUUCGUUCCUCCCUCCCUCCCUCCCUCCCUCCCGUCCUUCCUUCCUUCCGUGUUCCUUUGUUCUUUCUAUCUCUGCUGAUUCUAGCCUUCCAUCUCACCUUUCUACUUUCCUCCCUUCUUUCUUUCCUUCUUCGUUCCUUUGUUCAAUUUUUUUUUUAUCUCUGAUUGUUCUAACCAGCCUUCUCUCUUUCCACACAUCCUUCUUGGUUCUUUCUCUCUCUGCUUAUUCUAGCCUAAACGCUUUCAUUCCUUCCUCUGUUGUUCCUUUGUUCUUUCUAUCUCUGCUUAUUUUAGCCUUAAUUCCUUCCUACCUACUUUCUUUUCUUCCUUCUUUCCUUCCUUCCUUCUUUGGUCUUUCUAUCUCUUCUUAUUCUAGCCUUCCUUCCAUCAUUCCUUCCUUCCUUACUUCCGUUCUUGCUUCUUUGCUUUCUUCCUUCUUUCAUUGUUUCUUUGUUCUUUCUAUCUCUGCUAGACUUUCUUUAUUUUCUUCCUUCCUUCCUUGCAUCGUUGUUCUUUUGCCCUUUCUAUCUCUUUUGUUUGUUUUUUAUCUCUGCUUAUUCUUUCCUUCCUUCCUUGUUCCUUUGUUCUUUCUAUCUCUGCUUAUUCCAGCCAUCCUUCCUUCGUUCGCUCUUUUCUUGUUCCUUUUGUUCUUUCUAUCUCUCCUUAUUCUGGCCUUUCUUCCUUCAUUCCUUCCUUUGUUUCUUGAUACUUUGUUCUUUCUAUCUCUACUCAUGGUAGCCUUCCUUUAUUCCUUCUUUUCUUUCUUUCUUUCUUUCUUCUUUCCUUCCUUCCUUUUGUUCUUUCUAUCUCUGCUUGUUCCUCCCUUCCUUCCUUCCUUUUGUUCUUUCUAUCUCUGCUUGUUCCUUCCUUCCUUCCUUCCUUCCUUCCUUUUGUUCUUUCUAUCUCUGCUUGUUCCUUCCUUCCUUCCUUCCUUUUGUUCUUUCUAUCUCUGCUUGUUCCUUCCUUCCUUCCUUCCUUUUGUUCUUUCUAUCUCUGCUUGUUCCUUCCUUCCUUCCUUUUGUUCUUUCUAUCUCUGCUUGUUCCUUCCUUCCUUCCUUCCUUCCUUUUGUUCUUUCUAUCUCUGCUUGUUCCUUCCUUCCUUCCUUCCUUCCUUCCUUUUGUUCUUUCUAUCUCUGCUUGUUCCUUCCUUCCUUCCUUCCUUCCUUUUGUUCUUUCUAUCUCUGCUUGUUCCUUCCUUCCUUCCUUCCUUCCUUUUGUUCUUUCUAUCUCUGCUUGUUCCUUCCUUCCUUCCUUCCUUUUGUUCUUUCUAUCUCUGCUUGUUCCUUCCUUCCUUCCUUCCUUUUGUUCUUUCUAUCUCUGCUUGUUCCUUCCUUCCUUCCUUCCUUCUUUUUGUUAUUUCUAUCUCUGCUUGUUCCUUCCUUCCUUUUGUUCUUUCUAUCUCUGCUUGUUCCUUCCUUCCUUCCUUCCUUUUGUUCUUUCUAUCUCUGCUUGUUCCUUCCUUCUUUCCUUCCUUCCUUCCUUUUGUUAUUUCUAUCUCUGCUUGUUCCUUCCUUCCUUCCUUCCUUUUGUUCUUUCUAUCUCUGCUUGUUCCUUCCUUCCUUCCUUUUGUUAUUUCUAUCUCUGCUUGUUCCUUCCUUCCUUUUCUUCUUUCUAUCUCUGCUUGUUCCUUCCUUCCUUCCUUCCUUCCUUCCUUCCUUCCUUCCUUCCUUCCUUCCUUUUUUGUUCUUUCUAUCUCUGCUUGUUCUAGCCUUCCACCCUACAUUCAUUCCUUCUUUUCUUUUCUUUCUAUAUCAACUUUCUGUUUCUUUCUUUUUUUUUAA